This is a messenger RNA of Pimephales promelas (fathead minnow), 2097 nucleotides long. RefSeq names its product peroxisomal biogenesis factor 19 (gene pex19). Gene Ontology annotation, biological process: protein import into peroxisome membrane. The record is from RefSeq and is a predicted model, not a curated record. Lineage: Eukaryota; Metazoa; Chordata; Actinopteri; Cypriniformes; Leuciscidae. Gene Ontology annotation, cellular component: peroxisomal membrane; peroxisome.
CUGGUCUUGUCAUUGAGAAGCAAGAUGGCGUCAGCAUCAGAACAUCAGGGUGCUGCUGACAGCGAACUGGACGAAUUAUUAGACAGUGCUCUUGAUGAUUUCGACAAGACCAGUGUUCCCCCUGAGGCCCCCACUGCCCCUGAUGCAGGAACGAGUGAAGGGAAGCCCCCUCUGCUGGAGGACAGUAAGUUCUUUGAGACACUCUUUGAUGGUGAGAUGGCCAAUCAAGCACGCGAGGAGUGGGAGAAAGCCAUGGCUGAGCUAGCGCAAGAAGAACCUGACCUUUUACAACAUUUUCAUAAGCUGUCUGAGGCAGCAGGUAAAGUAGGCACAGAUGUAGCUUCACAGCAAGAAUUCACCUCCUGUCUUAAAGAUACCCUUAGUGGUUUGGCGCAAAAUGCGGACAACCUUCAGAGUGCAGGACUGGCUGGAGAUGAUCUGGUAAAGACCUUGGAGAACCUGGGAUUGAAUGAAAAUGGGGAGGGAGGAGGAGAAGAUGGCAAUAUUCUCCCAAUUAUGCAGUCCAUCAUGCAGAACCUUUUGUCUAAAGAAGUUCUCUACCCUUCUCUCAAAGAGAUAACAGAGAAGUACCCUGAAUGGUUGGAGGGCAACAGGCAGUCCCUCCCCCCAGAUCAGUUCAUGCAGUAUGAGCAACAGUACAAGAUCAUGGGAGAGAUAUGCAGCCAGUUUGAAAAAGAUGGAGACAAAGACAGCACAUUUGAAAAUAUUCUAGAACUCAUGCAAAAGCUCCAAGACUUGGGUCAACCUCCAAAAGAGCUUGCUGGAGAGGCACCUCCUGGCUUGAAUUUUGACCCAGAAUCUCUGCACCUUCCUGGAGCACAAGGGCUUCCUGGAGCAGAGCAGUGCUCAGUCAUGUGAUCUCAAUGAGGUCAAAUUUAUGUAUGUUUAAAAACUAUACAAUUUGAUGCUAAUUAUCUGAAUUGGACACAGUGGAUCAUGCUCCGCUUUUAAAGGAGUUUGUUUUGUGUCUGCACUGAAACUGUGAACUUUACUACAUUAAUUUGACCUUGUAGUUUUUGUCCACAGAGGUUCUUUUCAUAUUCAUCCCUAGUCCAUUUACUGUUGUCACUGUAGAGCAGCUCUUAAUGUUUUGAGUGAAGCUUGAUAUCUCAAGUGUGCCGACAGCUUUUUAAGAAAGAAUCAAUUUUUCUUCAAGCUCAUUUGACAACUUGUGCGGUGAAAUUAGUAGACACAAAUUCAUUGGGUGACAGGAAAAGUAUUUCCACUUUAAUUUUACUUUUAAAAUCUCAGAAGAAUGGUCAGAGGCUACAAAUAGCUUUCAUCAGAUUGAUGAAAUCAUUUUAUUAUAAACUGUUAUAUUGUAUCCUCAUACUAUAUCAUUAGUUUUAUUUCUGUGAUUUGAUAACUAAUUAGUGACAAAAUAAUCUCAGAUUAAGAUUCAUAAAAAAAACUAACUGCAGGCACUUCAGAUCCAGUAUAUAUUCUUAAUAUAAUUGUGUCAAACAUAGGCUGCAUUUGUAUUUGAGUGGAAUCUAAUGGUUAUUGUGUCUGUCUGCAUAUAGUUCAGUUCGGAGUAGUGAAUUGCCAUGUAUAUCUAAAUCAUUGCCAUCAUUCCUGUGGUGGUGCCUUUGUGAUCAUAAUAAUAGUCCUAAUUUGCCUUUAUUAAAAGAAUAUGAAUACUUUUUCUUAACAUUCAAAGAACAUCACCUUAAAUCCCAGGAUAUCUGAAAAAGGUUACAUUUUGUAGUCAUGCUUUUGAGGGGAUGUUUACAGGUUUCUUUUGCAAACAGUUUUGAAUGCCUGGAAAUGGGAUCCUUUCACAGGAUUGAGUAUGGAACUGAUGGUUGUCUUGCUUUCCUGACACAUGUUAUUGGUUAUUUGUAGUAUGGUAUUAUCUGCCCAAUAUGAGAAGGGUAGAAUAGGUUUGAUGAACGGGUCAAAAAUAUCCAAUGGUUAUGACACUCAGGGGUUGCUCAAACGCCCAAGCACUUGAAUCAGCUCAUCAAUAUUCUUUAUCAUGUUAAAUAUUCCCUUAAAUGUACAGUUCAUUGGUUUUUUAACUUAAAAGACCAAAUUACUACAUGAAAGUCUAAUAAUAAAUGUUAUAAACUUACA